CUCAACAUUAGAGAGGAGUCUUCUCUUCCUCCUGACUCUGCUGCUGUUCCGCUGAAGCUAAAUCGGCCGAGCUAAAAGCGUCUCUCUCCGUGUAUAACUACAUGCACCAGAUGAUGUGCACUGAGAGGGUGGUUUGCAAUAAAGACCACCAGCUAUGCAGAGCUGCUGCUCGGCUUCCCAGUGUCUUGUGUUGGUAGGAUAGACAGUCAGCAGGUUAUCAGGAAGCUGAAGAAGAGAAGCAUCAGACAGACAGGAGGCCACGGUUCACCCCUCACACACACACACACAUCACCACGGCCUUGAUGGUGAUGUAUGCAAGGAAACCAACCAGAGUCAGCGAUGGGUGCAACGACAGAAGGGAUUCCCAAUCCUAUCAGACCCAUAAAUCUCAGCCAAAGAGCCAGUCCAGCAGCCUUCACCGCUAUGACAAGGUGCGCGACAGCUCAUCGGACCCUACGCCCCCUUACAAGAUGCUGCGACGCUCCGACGAAAGUCCCGUCAGCAGACAUGGAGAAGGCGUGGGACAUGGCAAGGCGAAAACCUCUCAUGCGGUUAGAGGAAAAAAUGGGACCAGCGGCUCUCCUCAGGAGAACUCUCACAACAACAGCUCCCACCAUGGCUCCGACUCGCAUGCCACUCAGAGCAAGCCUGCAGACAGGCACCAGGACCCAGCAGAUGACUGGACAGAACACAUCAGCUCCUCUGGGAAGAAGUACUACUACAACUGUAGAACCGAGGUCUCCCAAUGGGAGAAGCCCAAGGACCUGUUGGAGAGGGAACAACGACAGAAAGACCCAGUCAAGAUGGCAGCGAAUAGUUUCCCCAGGGACAUGGACUACAGACAAGAGGCCUUGCAGGACAAAGCCUCAACAAAGACCACAUCAGGGGACCAGUCCACAGCAUCCAACUCCGGCCAUUCCUCCUCUUCCUCUGCUUCUCAGAGCCUGAACUCUGCUCUCGGCGCUUUAGGUUCCACCCCCUCCGCCAUGUCCUCCUCCUCUUCCUCCUCUUCGGGGCAAGUGCCUCAGUCUGUCCAGUCCCCGUCACCAGCACUGCUGCAGGACCCAGCCCUCCUGCACCAGCUCCUCCCGGCGCUGCAGGCCACUCUGCAGAUGAACAACGGCAGCAUGGACAUGGCGAAACUCAACGAGGUCUUGGCCGCUGCUGUCACCCAAGCUUCCUUGCGGUCUGUGCUUCAUAAGCUCCUCACUGCUGGACCCGCUUUCAACAUCACUGCUCUGCUCUCAGCUGCUCAGCACUCCAAUCAAGCCCAGCACUCCAGUCAGUCCCCCGUCUCCCUGACGUCGGAUGCAUCAUCGCCGCGGCCGUACGUCUCACCACGGAACGGCACGCCACAGAGCAACCAGAAGUCUCUUCUGGGCGUGCACGUUGGCAGCAUCGCGUCUUCACAAACAAGGGGCAGCAUGUCUUCAAGUAAACAAGGAUCAGCCCCCCUGUCUCAGACCGUAGAGAAGCGUCCAGAGGACCCCAGAACUCUCCAGCAGAGAAGCCAGGAGAUUCUGUUCACAAACAUAACUGGUGCGCUGGCCCACACCACCUCCGGCGGCAGCAGCGGCAGCAGCAACAGCCAGUCCCAGGCCGAAAACCCCGGCACCUUCACGCCCUCCCUGGCAACUCAUUUUGACGAGAGCCUCAUCAGACAUAUCCAAGGAUGGCCUUCAGAGAACACUGAGAAACAGGCGGCUCGGUUGCGCGAGGACAUCCACAACAUGGGCAGCUUGUACAUGUCUGAGAUCUGCACGGAGAUGAAAAACCUCCGCUCCCUGGUUAGAGUGUGUGAAAUUCAGGCCACGCUGAGGGAACAGAGAAUCCUGUUUCUGAGGCAGCAGAGCAAAGAGCUGGACAAGCUGAAGAACCAGAACUCGUACAUGGUGUGAGGACCUGCCCCAGAGAAGGGACGGAUGGAUUUGAAAUAACGAUUGAAGAAGAGGAGUUAGACAUGGGACAGCAAGCUGCCAACAGCCUGUUCAUUCUCCCCCACCAGAGCAACUGAGAAAAGCUGUUAGAAGACAAACGAGACGGCGGCUGACGAAGUGAAGCUCCAUCAUCCUGAACAUGUCUUUUUUUUUUUUCCUUUUCUUUUUUAAAAAAAAGUUUCUUUUUCCAGUGUCCACAACAUGAAUUGCUCUCGUCGGGACACGUAAACCAGUGGACAUAGAGGACCUGAGGCUCUUUUCAAACAGCACCUUUUCAGACUGUGAACCUUGGAUUGUGUGUAUUGUAUUGGGUUAACUUGUUUUCUGGUGUGUUUUUGAUGUGUAGUGGUCAGGAAAAGAUUACAAUUCAUUCUUGGGAAAAUGAACUAAAACAAAACCAUCUCAUAAUAAUUGGUGUGACACAGUUUUUUGGAGGGGAGGGGGGGGCUCCCCGAUCAUCUGAAAUGGACUUGCAUUGAAAUGUAUGGAUUCAAUGGCAGUGAUGUUACUAAUGUUAUUUUUAAUUCACUAUACUUGUCCGUGGUUUUUGCCAUCCCAGCGCGUCUUUGAGCUGGUUGGUUUUACAUGUCAUGAGAUUAGCGAAGACCUUUGGCCAGACCUUUUCUGAAAAUACUUAAAUGUGCUUCAGUUGUUUUGUCCCAGUCGGUGGGAAUCUGGUUCCAGUGGUGCAGAUUUACCGGGACGUUAUGGCUAGUUAUGUCAAACACACUCCAGAUGUUUCAAAGCCAUUUUGAAAGAGCCUACAUUAUUGGACCUAGGUUGGCUGCUAGUGCAUAAUGAGGGUUGCAUUCGUUUGUAGCCCUGCUGGCUGGUUAUCUUAUCCCCUUCUGCUAUUCGUCUUCUUUUUUUGUGUAAUUGUUAUCAUUUUGUUUCUCUCCCAAGUCAGAUUGGGGGGGGGAUAAAUUUCAUUCCUUUUGUGCAGCUUAGCAAGAGAUUGUGUAAAAGAAUAGAAAAGCGACUGAAUUCACAGUCAUGUAAAGCUAAAUUAUUGUUGCACAUGAUUGAACACGUCCUUGUAGUCAUAAUGGGGGAAAAAGAUCGUAUGAAAGACGUUUUAUUUUUCAAAAAAGGCAACUCGUGUUUUGUUUAAUCAUUGUUUUGUUCAGCUGUCGUGGCUGCAGCCCUUUUAUCAACUGACUCGAGCCAGAUUCGGCCGCUUUUUUUUUUUUUUUAAAAAGGCUUCAUUCAUGAUGAAGAGGGUAAACUUUUUAUAUGAACACCACAUUAAAUUGCAGUCGUACACUUCCACACCCA
Messenger RNA from Sebastes umbrosus (honeycomb rockfish), 3212 nucleotides. Its product is annotated as WW domain-containing adapter protein with coiled-coil-like. The record is from RefSeq and is a predicted model, not a curated record. The coding region runs from base 303 to 1898 and encodes 531 amino acids. The transcript has 13 exons. NCBI's taxonomy places the organism in Eukaryota, Metazoa, Chordata, Actinopteri, Perciformes, Sebastidae. Gene Ontology annotation, molecular function: chromatin binding; RNA polymerase II complex binding. Gene Ontology annotation, biological process: regulation of autophagy; positive regulation of TORC1 signaling. Gene Ontology annotation, cellular component: nucleus.